This is a messenger RNA of Saimiri boliviensis boliviensis (Bolivian squirrel monkey), 2222 nucleotides long. It is a transcript of the gene TMEM52B, whose product is annotated as transmembrane protein 52B. The record is from RefSeq and is a predicted model, not a curated record. NCBI's taxonomy places the organism in Eukaryota, Metazoa, Chordata, Mammalia, Primates, Cebidae.
AACGUAGUGAAGGGGAGGGUUUCAAAGAGCAAGAAGGGGUUGUUAAUCACAUGGGGAGAGAAGAAAGGAGAUUAGCAGGGUGACUUUCACCCUGCAACAGUCACCCUGGAGUGCUCUGGUGAAGGAUUAAGAGUAUUACCAGUUUUCUGAUGAAGAAAAGAACAUAUUUGGUCACCAGCAAUCUGCCUUUGACCAUCCUCAAAGCCAAGAUUUUCAUCGCUGUCUAGAAAAAUACCUCAUUCAGAGGACACAUAUGUCCUGUUUGAAUGUCUUCUUUUUGGGAGCAGUGGGAGAAAGAAACUUAGAGAUGUAGAAAGAAUUAAUAAUAUAAAGGAAAGAAAGAAGGCAAAAGGUAGCAAAUGUGGGGGCCAUAGAAAUAGUAAUAAGAAUAGAGAAGAAAACCAGGAAAUCAAAAGGGGAGGCAAAGGCCAUAGACAGUAACAGCCAGAGAGAAGAAGAGAAGAUGGAGAAAGAGAGAGUGAAAAGCUGAUAAAUCGCUGAGAACACUUUCUCUCCUUGAGAAUUCUCAGUCAAGAAAUCUCAUAUGGCACAGAGCACGGAAAGGAGGCAAUGGAUGCCCAGUGCAAGAUUCUGAAGAAGCCGGAAUUCAGCCCGAUGGGAGUCCGAGUUCACGUCGUGGCAGCCUCUGCCCUGGUGCAUUUCAUCUUGCUUUCUGGGACAAGAUGCGAGGAAAUCUGUGGCAACCCUGAACAUUGCCUAACCACAGACUGGGUACAUCUCUGGUAUAUAUGGUUGCUGGUGGUAAUUGGCGCGCUGCUUCUCCUGUGUGGCCUGACGUCCCUGUGCUUCCGCUGCUGCUGUCUGAGUCGCCAGCAAAAUGGGGAUGAUGGGGGCCCACCACCCUGUGAAGUCACCGUCAUUGCUUUCGAUCAGGACAGCACUCUCCAGAGCACUAUCACGUCUCUGCAGUCGGUGUUUGGCCCUGCAGCUCGGAGGAUCCUGGCUGUGGCUCACUCCCACAGCUCCCUGGGCCAACUGCCCUCCCCUUCGGACACCCUCCCAGGGUAUGAAGAAGCUCUUCACAUGAAUCGCUUCACAGUAGCCAGGUGUGGGCAGAAAGCACCUGAUCUACCCCCAGUCCCUGAAGAAAAGCAGUUGCCUCCAAUAGAGAAGGAGUCAACGUGAAUAGGACCCUCUUGGAACUGAUGGGAGCUGUGAUUUUAUAAAUAGGGGUAGAGUAUGCCCAGAGUCUGUGGGUAAAUGGAACAUAUUCUCUGCUAACCCUCAGAAGUUUUAGGAUGGCAUCUGACACCAUCAUUCUAUGGGAAAGAUGGGUUCUGACUCUUCAUGAGCCUUUAUAUUUUCUGAUACAGAAUGCUCUAACUGGGAACUCUAAUUUUUUAUCCAAUGGUUGAAAUCUGCAAGUAAUCUCUAGUCACACUGAUUACUAAUAAACUGGGAAAUCAUCAAGGUGUCUUCAAUCCCUUCAACAAUUGAGUGCAUAUAAAAUUCCUGUACCCAAAUGAUACUGCAAGUUGCAUUUCUCUCUGUCAGCUAAUCCAUUGUGGUAAACUGGAAAAGAAAGACAACAGCGUCAGCACAACCAUUGACAUUAAUGCACUGAAUGCAUUCAUCUUUCCUCCUGAGACAGCAAUAGAUUUUACCCUGAAUGACAAUGAUCAUCUUAGCACAACAUACCCACCCAGAUAUCUAAAAUCCAGGGAUGAGAUUGCUGACAUGGGCUAAGAUGAUACAGUAUAGUAUUCAAGUGCCAAAUAUCAGUCUUUCUCUCUGUUCCUACCCAUCAGCAGUAUGAAACACUCCAUACUGUGCAAGUAACAGGUUAAUUCUUCAGUUCCUCUGCACUGCAAACACCUACGUGUGCACACAUGCAUGUACACAUGAAUCCAGUUUCAACUUGAAAGGAAUAGCAGUUGCUUUGCUGCUUUCCUGUUUUGUCUGGACCACCUAAAGCCACAACACCCCUAUAGUGACACACGCUUUUCUCUAGUGGUGGCCCUCACUGCCACCUAGUGGAGGCAUGGUGGAAAAUACACUCUCUCCUUUGAGCCUAUCUGCAAUUCUCUCCAGUUGCUGGAGCAAAAAGUAAGUGCUGAACUAAGCCUGGAUGGGAUGCUUCCCAAUCUAUGCAUGUAACAUACUACGACCAGAAGUAUAAUUAUUGGAAAAUCGAAAAGUGGUGCACAUUUGGGGAAAAACUACUCACCUUAGAUAAGUCACUGAAAUCCUCUUUCUGUUGA